Messenger RNA from Vitis vinifera (wine grape), 924 nucleotides. Its product is annotated as L10-interacting MYB domain-containing protein-like. The coding region runs from base 10 to 708 and encodes 232 amino acids. The record is from RefSeq and is a predicted model, not a curated record. Lineage: Eukaryota; Viridiplantae; Streptophyta; Magnoliopsida; Vitales; Vitaceae. The transcript is spliced from 2 exons.
AUUGUACAGAUGACAACUGAGAUAACAGAUGUUGAGGAUGCAGGAACAUGGAGAGGUAAUAUAGAGAAAAUCUUUAUUGACAUCAUGGUAAAUGAAGUUAAUAAAGGUAACAUGGAUAGUGGUACAUUUAGUAUCAACACAUGGAGAAUGAUCUUACUUGAGGUCAAUAGUCAAGGGAAAAGAAAUUUCAACUUGAAGCAGCUUAAACAAAAGUUUAAUAGACUACGUGCAAUGCACCGUGAGUUCUCUGAUCUUUUAAAGCAUACUGGAUUUGGCUGGGAUGCUGAAACUAACACAGUGCAUGCUCUAGAGGAAACCUGGCAAAAUUACAUUCGGGCACACCCAAAUGCAAAAAGAUUCCGCUCAAAGGGAUGCCCAAACUACAACUUGCUGGGAUUGAUCUUUAAUCCAUCAACUGCAACCGGUGCCCUCCACUACUCUUCCACCCAAGAUCCACCAAACACUGAUGAUGAGGAUGAGAUGGAUGACAAUUUGGAACAUGGUGGAGUGCAUGUGGAUGUAGAUACUGAGAUCCCUGAUGAUUUUCCACAACCAGAGAUGGUAGGAGGAGUGACUACCCGUUCUGGAAAGCGUGUAACUAAUUCUCUAUUAGAGUAUAGAGGUAAGAAAGAAUCCAGAUUAAGUCAAAUGGAAGAUGCUUUGAAAGCUUGGGUUGAGGCAUCAAAGGCUAGAACAGAAACAUCUUGAGCUAGAAUUGAGGCAUUAUUGGCUAGAGUGGACAGAUAUAAGAGUGGAACUAGUAGUGAAGCUACUAGUGGAGGUACCACUGAUUUUAGCAUAACAAGGUGCAUGGCAGCCUUACAAACCAUUGAAUUGUUGGAUAAUGACAAAUAUUUAAAAGCUGUUGAGAAAUUCACAAUGCCGGAGUGGAGAGAGAUAUUUAUAAAUAUGCCUGAUGAGAGG